AUGUUGUCCAAUCAUCCACUGACCUCGUUCCCUGCUUUGUGUGCAUUCGAAUGUCUAUCGGGAGAAUUGUUGUGGGGCCAUCUUCAAUGUUUAAUGUUAGGAGGAGCCAGUAAUUUAUCAUCAUCGGUUGAAUCCUCAACAACAACAACAACACACGACUCACCCCAAUCCAAAACCACUCCUCUCACCGGUGGAACCAUUCUCCAAUCUCAAUUUCAUUACAGGGUUUUGGCAAAACGUGGAAACUGGAUGGUUCAUCGAGUCCUGUACAAGAAUGAAACGGAGGAGAAUCCAGUCGCUGCUUUUAUUGUCCAUCAUGAAAGUAUCUCGGCAAAAGAACUCCUUUCACGAUGCUCUGAAGUUGGAAUUUCUCAUGGACAACGUCAUCAAGAUCAAGAAAUUGUGUAUGUGAAUCGAUACGAUUGGGCCUUUCACUUUGGAGGUCCAAAAGUUGAAGAAAAAAUUGAAAAUCAUUUGAAAAGUUUGAAUCCUGAUUUCAAAUUUAAGCCACACCCAACGUAUGGAGAACACGAUGUGAAUGAUGAAUUAACAGGAGGAAGACUCAAUCUUUUAGAUGCUUCCUAUUGGAAAGAUGUUGAGAAACAUUUUGCUUUGGGACAUCAUCCUGAUUUGGGACAAUGUUCUGCCUUUGUUGACAAUACGAAUGGGAAAGCAUUUGGUGUACACUUGUCUGAUAUUCACACUGAAUAUGAAUUGGGAUGGAUGGUAUUCAAUAAGGAUCAAGAAUUGGUUGGAUUUGUCUAUGACUCCUCGUACUGUGCUUUGGAAGGUGACAAUUUAGUUCUUGAAGAAUAA
This is a messenger RNA of Naegleria lovaniensis, 816 nucleotides long. RefSeq lists its product as uncharacterized. The transcript has a single exon. NCBI's taxonomy places the organism in Eukaryota, Heterolobosea, Eutetramitea, Acrasida, Naegleriidae. Bases 1 to 816 code for a protein of 271 amino acids. The record is from RefSeq and is a predicted model, not a curated record.